Molecule: messenger RNA, 1136 nt
Organism: Gryllus bimaculatus (two-spotted cricket)
Lineage: Eukaryota; Metazoa; Arthropoda; Insecta; Orthoptera; Gryllidae
Source: the annotation of a GenBank genome assembly
AUGGCUGCGUGGUGUGCGCAGGCGGCUGCGCUGUGCCCGCCGCGGCAGCCGGAGCUGCUGGCGAUCGAGGCGGAGUGCGCACAGGACGACCACACCGAAUGCUCCACCACGCCAGCGCGACGUCUGAGGCGCCGGCGAGGCGACGGAGGCGCGGCCGCCGCGCCACCACCGAGCCGCCGCCCACCUCCACGAGGCGCGCCCGCCCGUGGCGCGCAGGCAGCGCAAGCGGAGCUGCAACUAUCACCUGUGUGUGCUGAAAAAAUUGGAAGUGCUGGACAGUUCAGACAUGCCGGAUAAGACAUUGCUUACAAAUUGGAUCGCUAACAACGUCACAGAUGAGAAGCAAAGAGAGAAAUUACAGCAGAGAUUCACUGAAUGUGUGACAUCUCUCAAAGAUAUUUUUGGUGAAUCAUCAGAAAAUUCAAAAAGCAAUGAGGAAGAAACAACUGAUGACAAAAAGAAUGAAGAAACACAACCAAUGCCCAGUGCUCAAAUUUUAGCUGCACUUUAGAGGAUGAAGUGUUCUUUCUGAACACUAGACAUCGGUCAUAAUAAAAGCCAAGAGAAUGUGCUCACAAAUCAAAGAACUACUUGGUUUUAAAGGCAUUCCUAUUAAUAGAAAAUUUGCACAAUUUUGACUGGUGUUGUUGAACACAUAGAAACUUUGUAUGAUGUAUUAUCAUAUCAUAUGUCAUUGCAGGAGCAACCAAAGAUGUAGACAUGAUACUCAAAAUAACGUCACUCACAUCUCCUUGCACAGAAAAUAAUAUAAGAGUUGCACACUUACCAUAGUUUUUAGACAUUGUUUCUUCAGGUAUUUUGUAUAAGUACAAAGGGAUCCAGAAAAAUACUCAAAUCACAAGGUGUAAAGUGAAGGCCAGUAUGCCAUCUUGUGUGUAUUUGUAAGUUACAAAAAGAAAUUUUCACGAUAAUAGAAGACUCAAAAGGUUGUUUCAUACCUUGCAUUGGUAAUCAAAGAAACAACAAAGAAGAGAGAGAUUUCAAUCAACAUAUCAAAGCAAAAAAAUCACUAUAAAUAAUUAAACUGACAUUAAAAUGAUUAUAAAUAGCAGAUUCAAAAUGUCUUAUGAUAAUUUUAAUAGAGGAAUUAACAUUCUUUUCCAUUUAAUUCCAUU